Molecule: messenger RNA, 1721 nt
Organism: Vigna angularis (adzuki bean)
Lineage: Eukaryota; Viridiplantae; Streptophyta; Magnoliopsida; Fabales; Fabaceae
Product: heavy metal-associated isoprenylated plant protein 9
Exons: 5
Coding region: 652-1527 (291 amino acids)
Molecular function (GO): metal ion binding
Source: RefSeq, a predicted model, not a curated record
UUGAAGAAAGAGAAUGCUUAUAUGUUACAACUCAUUUUAAGAAAUCACAAUAUGCAUGUGAUCACCUUCUCGCUUAUUUCAUUUGCAAAUGCUCUUUCAUCGAAAAAUCGUAAAUAAUUGAGCAAAAUAGAGCCUAAACCAAAUAUAGGUAAAAUUCAGAAGAGUCAUCAAACAUAUAACAUAGUAUCAAAUGCAGAAUAGGUACUCCUACAGUCAUAUACACAUGCCAUGAAUCUCUCAGAAAUCAACACUUCACCACCUGGUCAUGAAAAAUGAACUAGUCGGCAAGUGCUAUCAUUUUGAAGGCUACUUUUUGCUCUCUCCCUCUCAUAAUCUUCUCCCUGUGCAUAAAUAUGAUAACCAUCCUCCAACAGUUCGAAAACAAUACCAAAAGAAGUAUUGAACUAGGAGUUUCAUGGUGCAUUUAUUGUGACAUAUUGCAUGUGCUCUGGAAUAUCCUAUAGUUUGGCUUAUGCUACUUACUGUUUACCCACCACUUACCUAUCAUACUCAGUGUGUGAUACUCCUACUCUUUCUUUAUGUAACUGUCUUCUCUAUACCUCUUAACCAACAUCAUCUCUUGAUUUUUAAGCCCCUUUUCUCCCAAAAUCAAAACACUAACUUCAUUUUUCAUCUCGAUUCAAAGGGCAAAUGGGUGAGGAUGCAAAACAAGAAGCUGCAGAGGAGAAGAAAGAGUCUAAACCACCAUCUCCAAUUGUGUUGUUUAUUGACUUACAUUGUAUAGGAUGCGCCAAGAAAAUAAAAAAAUAUAUUAUGAAAAUGAGAGGAGUUGAGGGAGUGGUGAUUGAUAUGGCUGAAAAUCAAGUUACCAUAAGGGGAACAGUGGAGCCUGAAGCAAUAUGUAACAUAAUUACGAAAAAAACAAAGAAAAAAGUCCAAGUUAUGUCUCCAUUGCCAGAACCAGAAGUAGAACCUACACCAGAAAUUGUUACUUCUCUGGCUAUUGAACCGGUUACUGUGGAACUUAACAUAAACAUGCAUUGUGAGGCCUGUGCUGAGCAGCUCAAACGGAAGAUAUUCAAAAUGAGAGGAGUUCAAACAGCAGUGGCAGAGCUUAGCACAGGGAAGGUCAUUGUGACUGGGACCAUGGAUGCAAACAAGCUAGUAGACUAUGUCCAUAGACGCACCAGAAAACAGGUCAAAAUAGUUCCCCAGCCAGAACCUGAACCCUUAGCAGAAAAGAAAGAAUUAGAGAACCCUGGAGCAGAAGAGGUCAAACAUGAGGAAGAGAUAGAAGAAAAGGAAGAGGAGAAACCAGCAGAGGAUACUAAGAAAGAAGAAGGUGGAAAUGAUGGUAAUAAUGAGAGUAAAGAAGAGAAAGGUAUUGAAGAAGAAGAAGUGGCAAAGAAAGAAGUGGUUGGUGAUGAGAAUGGAGUGGUGGUUAACGUUGAUGAUGAAAGCAUGAAGAAGAUGAUCUACUCCUACUAUUACCAACCACUCUAUGUUAUUGAACCACCCCCUCAGCUAUUCAGUGAUGAAAAUCCCAAUGCAUGUUGCAUUUCAUAAACUCAUCACAAGAUCAAUGAAAGAAAGAAGGAGAAAGGAUUCCAUAUUGUGAAAUAUUGUUUUUAAUUAAUUUGAUGUAUGAAGAAUAUUACACAGAUAGUAAUAAUAGUUUUUUAAUUUUUUCCUUUCUUCGAUUAUUUGCUGUUUGCAAACAUGUUAAUGCAUGUAAGAGCAAAUGUGACAAGAUCUUGGGA